UCUCUUCUUUUUCCUCUCAUAAUAACUCAAAAAUCAGAUCUUCUCUCUCUCUCUCUCUCUCUCUCUCUCUCUCUCUCUCCUUGUUUCUGAAGCUUAAUUACUUGCGGCAUUCCAUUUCUGUAUUCUUCAUUUCUUUCUUCUUCCCUAUCUCUCUCUGUAAGAUCAUGCCUGUUUUUGUAGAGAGUUCAUCCACUAUAGCGGAGCAAAUCAAGCUGAGAAAACCCAGAAACCAAUUCCAUCACCAACAUCAACAAGAAGAGAAUCCCAUUUCUACACAAGAAACAGAUCCACCCCCACAUAUCUGUCGUCCCUCCAAAUCCACCAUCUCCUCUAUCUUCCUUUCCCCCUUCUCCACAACCAACACUGAGGCCACUACCAAGAAAAAGAGCACCACAUUCAGAGGUUUAGGAUGCACCGCUGGGGCGGCGCGGCAGGUGUCGGUGCCGGCAGUGAUACGGUCAUCGGCGGAGUGGGAGGGGAAGAGGGUGAAAAAGAAAAAGAAUCCGCAGCAGCAGAAAAGGAAGAAGGAUAGUAUAAGGAUUUGCACCGAGAGUAAUAAGACGAGCCUGCAGGGUGUGGGUGAGGGGAAUAAUAGUAAUGGAAACAUCGAUAGUAACGGAAAUAGUGGGAGUUUCAAUUCUGGGAAUUGUAUGGUUAUUCAGGAUGUGUGGUGUGGGCCAGGAAUUGGGUUUUCUUCUGAUGCUGUUGUUGGGUCUGUGGAUUGUGUUUUGGCGAGGAGAAAUGCGCCUGGGAGAGGGAAGAUUGAUGGGGACAACAAAAUCAAUCAAAGGGAAAGAGAGCGUGCUUCCUGUUUAGGGAGGCGGGCGACGGUGAAUCCUGAAACUCUUUCUUUUUUGGAUACGGACCCUGCUUUUGUAACAUCUCGCCCUGGACCUGAAGUCUUUGGAAGUAGAUAUUAUCGUCAUGUUCGACAUCCUUCCCCUGAUGGUUUAGCUGAGAUGAUGAUGCUCCAAAAUAGUUUCAUGAUGGGAGGAAGACAGGAUCGGUUUAGCGACUGGAGGCUUGACAUUGAUCACAUGUCAUAUGAGCAACUGCUGGAGUUAGGUGAGAGAAUUGGUUAUGUGAGUACUGGACUGAAAGAAGACGAGAUCAGCCGCUGUGUCAGGAAAAUGAAGCUCUCAAUUAUGAACGACCUUUCAUCACAUUUGCCCAUGAUUCUGGACAAAAAGUGCAGCAUUUGUCAGGAGGAUUAUGAAGCAGAUGAUGAGCUGGGGAAGCUGGAUUGUGGACAUGGCUUUCAUAUACAAUGUAUAAAGCAAUGGCUUGCACAGAAAAAUAUUUGCCCAGUCUGUAAGACUGAACCAGUGGCUCGAGGAUAGAGCCGGUAUUCUUCAUUAUCUUCGUGGGUGCAGGGCUUUCAAAUUGCUGCUCUUUACCCCUUCCCCCCCUCCCUCUUCCUCCAUGGUGUAUAGAUUUUACCAGUUUACAUAAAUGAUGCAUUCAUUCAUUGGUGUGAAGCUUCAAAUGUUCUAGCAGAAAUGAUAGGGCCCUUUUUCUGGGUAAUUUAUCAGGUUCAUGCAGAUUGAAGUUAUAGUAAUGGAAUUUGAUGGAAGUGAUUAAUUUUGAUACAUGGAUGAAUGGAACGUGUAAUAUAAGCAACACAUUUAUAAAGAUCUAAACUCAAUUCAACCUUUUAUUCAUAAA
Hevea brasiliensis (rubber tree) is the source of this 1665-nucleotide messenger RNA. RefSeq lists its product as uncharacterized. The coding region runs from base 165 to 1340 and encodes 391 amino acids. The transcript is spliced from 5 exons. NCBI's taxonomy places the organism in Eukaryota, Viridiplantae, Streptophyta, Magnoliopsida, Malpighiales, Euphorbiaceae. Gene Ontology annotation, molecular function: ubiquitin protein ligase activity. The record is from RefSeq and is a predicted model, not a curated record.